Penicillium brevicompactum is the source of this 1182-nucleotide messenger RNA. RefSeq lists its product as uncharacterized. Lineage: Eukaryota; Fungi; Ascomycota; Eurotiomycetes; Eurotiales; Aspergillaceae. The transcript has 3 exons. The coding region runs from base 1 to 1182 and encodes 393 amino acids. The record is from RefSeq and is a predicted model, not a curated record.
AUGUCAGCACCCUCCCCUCUGACUAGAAGGCGAAAGGGCCGCGCUGACUCUCCCAGAAGCUCGAAUGACACUGCCAGUGUCCCUGUGGCACCAGUCAAGGCCAUCCAGACCACCAAUGGCUCCAAUGGCACUGAUGGAAAUGGUGUCUCUGUCACGAAGGAACUCAGUACUUUGAAUGAGAUCAGCAAGCAAACCGUUCUGAACACUACAUUUGAUGUCUUCAUGAAGACCGAGCUUGCAGUCGAAGCUCGCAAAUUCGACUGUGUGAAGCAUGUCCGCCCGGCUCAGUUCCCAGAGGCUCUCGGAGCUUUGCCUUUCCCUCAAGAGCUCAGAGGGCUCGUAGCCUGGACUGAUGCAUUUGUUGAGCGACUCGGGUGGGCCGCCUUGCAGGCAGAACAGAAAACCGCUAGCAAGCAGACGUCCCUUACCCGUGCCGAGCAGAAGAUUGAAAGUCUCAAUCUCCGUAUUCAGGACCUACAGACAAAGCUUCACGACUCCGUUGGCAUGAACCACAAGCUCAAGGGUGAGAUCUCUCACCUGACCAGCCGCAACCGAGCCCUCGAGGAGCAACACAAGUGGGAUGUCGAGCAGAUCGAGUCUUUCAACAACACCAUAUCCGAGAAGCAGACGAUGAUCUGGGGUUUGACCAAGGAGAAUGAGAAGCAGAGAGCUAGCAAGGAUGUCGAAACCCAGGUGACUGCCACCAAAGACGCCCUGGCAAAGGCAGACAUUGCGGAGGCUCGUUUCAAGAAUCUGGAGGCGGAGAAUGCUCGACUGGUCACAUUGGAUGCUCAGCUUUCAGAGCGUGUCCUAUCUAUCACCGAGCAGCUCAAGAGACUUGAGGCAGAGUUCGGAGCCUCCGAGGGACAGAAGGCGACCCUGGAGGCAUUGCUUGCCGAGCUCAAGAAGAAGGAGACCAAUGCUCAGAUCGAAAUUCAAAACCUCCAUCAGAAGCUGCAUGAUGCUAAGGAGAGCGUGGAGGAUGCCAAGGAGAAGGUCCUUGCUGCGAAUGAGCAUGCUAGGGCUCACUGGGAUAUUCUCCAGGCCAUUCGGGUUGACGGUGGUUGGUCACGAACGGACAAGGGAGAUGUCUGUGAUAUCAAACUGGCACCUUCUGUCUGCCGGCUCCCUGAAUCUCAGACCCAACCCAUCGCUGAGAUCAACAACCCAUUCAACAACUGA